Podospora pseudocomata is the source of this 3501-nucleotide messenger RNA. RefSeq lists its product as uncharacterized. Bases 411 to 3218 code for a protein of 935 amino acids. The record is from RefSeq and is a predicted model, not a curated record. The transcript has 4 exons. Lineage: Eukaryota; Fungi; Ascomycota; Sordariomycetes; Sordariales; Podosporaceae.
CAAUAUUUAAUGGUGGCCCAAGCGGCGGUGGGGCACGUGCUGCUUGAAUUGGUCUCCCAAAAUUUUAUUGAGCCCAGAUUGCGAAACGCGACAGCAGAGCGCAUCCAGCUCGACUCUCAAACCGCCAUCGCUUUUGAUUCAGCCUUUGAAAACGACAUUCGAUAGCUCAUAUUUUUGAGCCGUUACUUUUGGAAACAAGAAGAACCCACCGGCGUCGAUUUCCCUUCCCCAAGGCCACGUCUUUCGCUGCCAGGCUACGACCGGCGACUUUUCGCUUCGCGCGUUGCCCGCUCUCGCCUCCGCAAGUGUAACGCAACAUCCCCAAUUUCGAUGCCGGCGACACUCCACCACUCUACUUGACCCUUUUCUUGGGCGGCGGCACCGCAACUAUCGCGGAUUGCAGGGAAAUCAUGGCGGCGUCAUUCACCAUCACCGAGGCCCAGGCCGAGCUUAUUCGGUCUCUACCCCAGGAAGACAUACCUGCGAAGCUCCGAUGUGCUAUUUGUAGCAAACUAGCUGUCAACGCUUUCCGUUUGCCCUGCUGCGACCAGGCCAUCUGCGAGGGCUGUCAGUCGACCCUGCCUGCGUCGUGUCCUGUUUGCGAACACUCCCCGCUCUCGGCCGACGAUUGCAAGGCUCACAAAGCACUGCGGACGACCAUUAAGGUUUUUCUUCGGACAGAGGAGAAGAAGAGGGAGUCAAAUCGGCCAAAGGAGGCUACUCCCAUCACUCCUGUCGAUCCUAGCCCGGUUUCGGCAACUGCCCCAGUGCCACCUGAGCUGAAUGAGCAAUCGGCUGAGUCUGUGGCGCCUGCUGGGGAUAAUCAAGAACAAUCCAGCUCGGAGGCACCUGCUGCUGAAACUUCCGUCGAGACUUCCCAUGGCCAGGAAAAUGGUGAAGCGGCACCUGGUCAGAAUGACGAGACUUUAGAGCAUGAUGCUGCUGAUUCUGACCAACCUUCACAUCCUGCUCCCGAGGGCGAGGGCGUAGGAGAAGCCACAUCAACCGAAUUGGUGAAGCAAGAAGGCACUGAAGUUGCCGAGGGCGAGGAAACUGAGGAAGUCAACGGCGAGGAGGGGGAUGGAAAUGGGAAUGACCAAGAGCAGAAUGCAGAUGGUACAGCCAAGCCCGUGACUGGCGGUUUCGGCAUGGGCUUUGGCGGCAACUUUGAACAAAUGCCAAUGAUGAUGGCCAUGAACAACGGCUUUGGCAGUUUUCCAAUGAUGGGCAUGCCAGGCAUGAACAUGGACCCGGCGAUGAUGAUGCAAAUGUGGAGCGGGGGUUUUCAAGGCAUGGGCAUGAACGGCAUGAACAUGAAUAUGGGCAUGGGAGCAGCAGCAGCAGCAGCAGCAGCAGGGUACGGUGGCGAGGCCGAUAACUGGAGCGGACAGCAAUCAUGGAAUGUCGGCCAAGAUAAUUACAAUCAUCCAAGCGCUUCUGGCAUGGGCAAUGGUGAUUAUGGCUCGUUUAACUCUGGCUUCCAAACAGGAUAUAAUCAAGGUAAUUAUGGCCACCCAAAUCAGUUCAAUGACUAUCGCCGGAAUCAGUGGGGGGGUUUCCCCCGUGGUAGAGGUCGCGGCCGCGGGUACGGGUAUGGCGGCGGCGGGUAUGGACGAGGAAACUUCCACAAUGGGGGGUAUGGGGGUGGGAAUUAUAAUGAUCAGAAUUUCAACAACGGACAGCAGUAUCCCGGCAGUAUGAACGGUCAGGGCAGCGAGUUUGGUGGCGGCGAGAAUGGCGAAGGUGCUGUUGGCCCGAAUGAUGGUACCGUCGAUGAGUUUGGGCGCUCUAUUCGCGCUGAUGACGGUGCUGAGGGCGCCGCUGAUGGCCACCAAGACGGGGUUCCGCAUCAUCAGGGAGAGGGUGGUGAAGAGGGGGCACACCAAGGCGAAGAGGGCGGUCCAGCCCAGCCAGCUGAUGAAGUUCUGAUUAAUGCACCCAAGGGUCCCAAGGCUAUGUUGCGCGGUCUUCCCAACACGAGUUACAUUCACCUACAAGCUAGAGGCUGGGUGGAUGACGGGAAGCCGAAUACCCCCAACAGUGCGAAUGGCACUGCGGCGCCUAGCCAGGCGGGCGAUCACCCCCGGUCACGUAGUAGUUCCCCGAGUGGCUCGCGGAGGGGCGGUGGUGGUGAGGAUUACCAUCACCAUCACUCUCACAGGGAUAGGGAUCAUGAGGCUUAUCACUCUUCGAGGAGAGAGAGGGGCAAGUCUUCGAGGCACGAGGGGCAGUCGACGAGGACGCAUUCGCCUUCUGCGGUGGGGAGUCGGAGUGGGAGUCGCAGUCGGAGUGAGGAUAGGAAGGAGAAGGAGGAGAGGCAUCGGGGUGGUAGACGGCAGAGGUCGCAUUCGCCUGAUGGGGAUAGGGAAGAUGAUGGGGAGGACCGCCGGCAUAGGUCGCAUCGCAGCAGUAGGAAGCAUGAUGAUCGGAAGGAGAAGGAUGAGCAUACCCGCUCGCGCUCGGCGUCACCUCCGGCGGAUGAGUCCCGAAGAUCGAGCCAUCGCAGCAGCAGGAAGGAUCGUGACUCGGAUAAGAGACGGGAUAGGGAGAAGGAUCGGGAUAGAGAUGGGGAGCAUGAGAGCAGCAGACAUAAAUCUAGCGGCCAUCGGUCAUCUCAUCGGGAUAGGGACUACGAUAAGGAUCGCAGCGGCCGAGACCGUGAUAGAGAGCGGGACCGGGACCGCAAUAGGGAUCGUGACCGGGAUAGGGAUCGGGAAAGAGAUAGGGAUAGGGACCGUGACCGGGAGAGAGAUCGUGAUAGGGACAGGAAGGAGCGUCGUGAUCGAGAUCGGGACAGGCGGGAUAGGGAUAAGGAGAGGCGUCAUAGGAGUGGGAAGUCUACUGCUGAUGGGGCUGAGGAUGGGAGCUCGUCAAAGAGUAAAGGUUUGGAGAUUAAGGGUGGUGGUGGUGGGUCGAAGGGUCAUGGAGAGAAUGCUGCUGGUGAUAGCGUCGUUGGUGGGAGAAGGUCAAGUGCUGCUACGACUGGGCCUGCGGUGCAGGAUCCGCAUGCUGCCGAACGGGCUGCUCGGGAUAGGGAGCGGUUGCUUAAGGAGACGCGACGGAUGGCGAGUUUUGCUAGUAUUGCUGGGUCGAAGAGGGGACGGGAUAGGGAUGGGGAGGGGGAUGAUGGGGAGAGGAGGAGGAGUAGGAGGAAGGGGAGACGGGGGGAGGUAGUGGAUGGGGAGGGAGAGGAAAGGGAGAGAAGAGAUUAUGAUUGAUGGGUGGUGAGAUGCAUGGUGUUGUAGGGUGGUUGUAGAUUUACAUAGGGGGGUUGUCACUCGGAAAUCAAAAGCGCCCUUUUUGUGAAGAUGGUUUUUUGGGGCUGAAAUGGAAAAGAGGAUGAAAAGCGAUGUUCACGUUGGCAUUGGUGGUGGGGUGUUGUUUGGUGUAUAUAAUUAUGGUUGAGUGUGAUGUAUUUAUAAGACUGGGGAUCGGAGUAUAAUUGUGUCUUGUACCUACCGUCUUUAUCAACGCUAUUCACAGAAUGAAGGUGUUUCUAUG